AUGCUAGUGCUCUCGUUGCAGCAGGUCACAUCCCCACAAGUGAAGGCAGAUUCUCACUUUUUUUUUCUAAAAGCACCAGCCAAUUAACUGUGGUAAGUGUCAUACUCAACGAAGGCGACCCCAAAAUGUAAUCGUUCUGCAAAAUUUGAGCAAGAACAGUGCAGUGAUGAGUGCAAAACCUUUUUUCGAACAGGUACAGCGAAAUUAUUCAGCACCCUGUAGAAGUUUGACGUACAUAUCACGGCUAACCUUAUGCUCAGCUGUCUUAACUGACUGUUGAACUUGUACCUUGAACUCGUAUAUACCAAGUAAAUCAAAAGAGUAGUAUUGUCAUCUCAUUCAAACAGUUUAAGUUCAAGAUUAUGAGUUUAUGAGGGCAGUAACUGCAAUGCAUUGUUGCAGCCCUUUCACUGUCUCAUGGCUGUAUCAAGUGCUCAUAUGCUAUAUGUACCAAUUACUGUACCACGCUUUCCUUUUGUUUUGACCUAAUAUUGUGUCGCAUUAAUACGGUUCUUUUUUCUCGUAUUAUUGCAACAGCUAACAUUGGAUAAGUAGGAAUGACAUUGUGUUGUACCUAAUCCUUGUACCUGUGACCACUACCCUCUGUAACAAAAAAACCCUGAUGGUAUAGUGUCCCAGCUGUUAUGUAACAAGCUUUAAAAAUACACAGAUAAUUUUACACAAAUAAAACCAAGUGCAUGUUAUUCAGAGUCCAGUUGAGAAAUGGCCAGUAAUUUAUUAGCCCUUGGCACCUAAUUAGUUAUAGCUAACGCUUUUAAUUUAGUCAUCUAUCUGUUAGGGUGCUGAUCAGGAAGUUGUAUGAUAUAUUAGAGUGACAUGCUUCUAGCAAGGUCCACAUCAUGUUUUUUUUUCUCGUGGAGAGAAGCCUGCAAGUAUGAAAACUGCCAUGCGUCAAUGCACUCGUGUGCAAAAGGUUGCUGUGCCAUCCAACAGUCUCAGCGGGGAAAGUUAACUGUCCUUUCUGGGGUUUUACGUGCCAAAACCAGUUCCGAGGAGCUGUUGGGGAGCUGUUGGUGCAUUGUGUAAAGAAUAUUUAUGUUAUUGUCAAUGACAGGGCCAGCUUGCUUACCCACUAAGACAGUUUCAGGACCCUGCAACUCCAUGCACAUGAUCUUUUUCAAAUUUCAUGGGGUGGGGGGGUUCAUUACCGGAAAAAAUAAGCACACAAUGUUUUCCUCACUGGAAACGGUUUGUUUUGGUGUCACUUAUGAUGCUCAUCUCCCAAAUUAACAUCUUGACAAUUAGAACAAAUAAAAAGUUGGCUCAUUGCUUUGCUACUUGGAUGACGUGCAUCAUGAAUACUAGCACUUUUUCAACCAAACUCCAAAGAACAUGCACUUUGUUUUGUUUGUGUAGACUUAACAGUAAUUUACUGAUGCAGAAGUACUUUUCUCUUUAGUGUCCCUUUAAGACCACGGUGGUCAGGACCAACACAGUUCGUUUGCCUCCCCCCCCCCUUUUCUUUAAAGUUUGUGUAUGAUGCACUCUGGUAUAGCUGUUGAAAAUGUUGCAAUUAUUGUUGACAAGCACCAUUGUUGCACAUACAGGAAAGUAAUCAAGCCUUCGCUGUUUAUUAUUAUGCAUAAUUUUUCCCCGCCUAGCUUGCAAUGCCUACAUCUGUAAAAUUAGCAAUAGCUUGAAUAUUAACAGCACUCUUGCCAUUUUAUGGCUGAUAUCUUGCAGGUGUAAACCUGCCUUAGAAGGUUGCAUAGUUUGUUAAACAUCUAACUUUAAAAACUGUGCAUCAAGAGGCUUGCACCUUUUGGCCAGUUUGAAUGUUGCCAUCCCAAGUUAUACCAAAUGCAAUCUGCGUUUUUGCAUUGAAAGGGGUUUGUAAUAAUAAAUGAUUCAUUGUUUAUUGAGAUUUGCAGGUGCUUGACUGUCUCCCAUAUGUCAUAACAUUGACUGUUGGUGGCGGUGGGUGCAACUGAAAACUUGCAAAGAAUAUAAAAACAAUGACAAACUAAUUCUUUAGUGGCAUUCUACAGUUCCUGAGUUAUGUUAACUUGUACCACUGAUACUUUGACGUCAUCAAAGCUGUGCCAGCUUGUUCACAAUGUCUGCGCAGUUUGCUUUGGGCAUUCACAGAGGUCACAAAUAUCUUAUUCGUGACAUUUGUCCGUUGAAUGUAGCCUGCACAGCUUAACAGGUUGCUUGUCGUUCUAGUGUCUAUUAUAAUCUGUUUUGAAUAUUUUUACUUUGUUCAAAGGCACUUAUGACAAGGCAAAGAGGAGGGCCAAGAAGGCGGAAUGCGAGUUGGCUGUGGACACCACGGAGCUGUCGGGUAAUUGCUAGUGUUUUUUGUUUUUUUAUGCUCAUGCUUAUGUGAAAGGGGAAGGCAAACUUGGAGCAGGGUUACAUUUACAGAGCAGUCGCUCUGCCAACUGGGCUGACCAGGAAGCUAGAGGUGACAGCUUCAGGCUAAAGUGGCAAGUCGAAGUGGAUGCAAAAGUUUUUUUCUGGAAAAGCUGCCGGUUUGAGGGGUUGAGUCUUAUAAAAGAUGCGACUUAUAGACCAGAAAAUAUGGUACUCCCCAUUAGGACACAAUAGAAUGGUUCCACCUCUCCUUCUAUUGCUGGAGGUACCCUUGAAAGUCUUUAAAUACCUAUGAAUUUUUGUCACCGAGACCUGUACAAAUCCUGAUACUUUGCAUUUACCAGAGUGCUCUGAAACAACCAAAUAUGCCAUAAAUCUACCGCUUCUGCUGUGAAGUAAAUAUUUUUGUGUUUCAGCGAUGCUGCUGCGGGUGCAGCUGAGGCAUGAAGUACGGGUCGUGUCUGAGAGGCUGGAUGAAACUGAGCCUCUUAACAAGACCCGUACAGUGUCUCAGCCUGCCUUGUCGACGGUGCCUCCAGUUCUUCCUCGGCUACCUGCCGACAAUAUUAAAGAAUUAGAGGCAGCCGUGCGGGAUGAGGCUGUGGCUGCCACCUUGCGCAAGCACCUCCUGCAAAUAGGAGGGAAGUCACUGCGCGAGGUGGCAUCGUAUGCCAUGAAGGCUGUAAUGGCGCACCCCGUCCAAGUGCUUUACAGCCUUCAUAGCAGGAAGGGGAAGAGGGCAUUCAUCAAUUUGAAGUUAUGCCGGAUAGUCACAGAUGUCAUCUGUGCGAAAGGGGGGGGGGGCGACCUGACACAAGCACAGGACUUCAUUAAGUGGUUGCCAGGGUCUGUGGACAGCGGUGGUGGCAGGAAGAGGCGUUUCACAGCAACGUUUGCAGCAGAGCAGCCCGAUGAUCCCUCCCUUCAGGGCAGGAAUCAUUGCCUGCCCACUGCUGCCCUCUCCCUGCCCCACCCUUGCCCUCAGGUCCCUGGCAAGUCCACCGUCGGCCCCUCCUGUCCGGCUGCUGCUGCCCCUGCUCCUUCCCCUGCUGCAGCCCCUGCCGCCCCUGCCCCUCCUCCUGCUGCUGCCCCUGGAGCUGAGCACCCCUACUGAUGCUGCAUCAGUUCAAGAAUUGUAUUGUAAAUAGUAAAAUAGUACUGUAAAUAGUAUACUAAAUAAAUUAUAUUUUCGUUUA
Molecule: messenger RNA, 3533 nt
Organism: Dermacentor silvarum
Lineage: Eukaryota; Metazoa; Arthropoda; Arachnida; Ixodida; Ixodidae
Exons: 3
Coding region: 2756-3451 (231 amino acids)
Source: RefSeq, a predicted model, not a curated record